Molecule: messenger RNA, 1709 nt
Organism: Orussus abietinus
Lineage: Eukaryota; Metazoa; Arthropoda; Insecta; Hymenoptera; Orussidae
Gene: DNApol-alpha50
Product: DNA primase small subunit
Exons: 7
Coding region: 291-1532 (413 amino acids)
Biological process (GO): DNA replication, synthesis of primer
Cellular component (GO): alpha DNA polymerase:primase complex
Source: RefSeq, a predicted model, not a curated record
UCUCGUUUAUGCUCGCAAUUCGUGGUUUCUACGUCUUGCAUUUAUCUAACGUUUUGUCCAAAUUACAUAAAAUUUACUAGAUUUCAAUCUAAGGAUAUUUCUCACCGCAGGAAGGAUGAAAUAACGAACAUGCUGACAUUGCAGUAUAAAGCGCGCGAAUGCGAAGUUUGAUUUUUCUUAGGUUAUGAACAGUUAUGAAAAGGAACGCGCAAUUCCAAGCAAGAAAAUAUUCCCUUUUUAACUGAAAAUUUGCUGGUUAUUGUUACUACUGUUAAGAAGAUUCUUAUAAGAUGGCAGAGAAUAAUUUACAAGAUAAGCUUAAAUGUUAUUAUAUGAGGUUAUUCCCAUUCACCCACUUCUAUCGAUGGCUCAGUUACGGUGACAGAGACAUAUUCGCUCGCAGGGAAUUCUCCUAUACCAUUCGUAAUGAAAUUUAUAUAAGGUUCAAAUCAUACAUGAGUUUUCAGCAGUUCGAGAAAGAAGUCAGAAGGCUAAUACCUUUCAAAAUUGAUAUCGGGGCAGUGUACAAUGUCUAUCCUUCUCAAGACAAAAAGGGUAUUAAAUUUAGAGCGGUGGAGAGGGAACUUGUCUUUGAUAUAGACAUGACUGAUUACGAUGAUAUAAGGAUCUGUUGCUCGGGAGCAAGUGUUUGUCCAAAAUGUUGGAAAUAUAUGGUCAUCGCUUGUAAAGUGCUAGAUCAAGCAUUAAGAGAGGAUUUUGGGUUUAAACAUCUGCUCUGGGUGUUCUCUGGUAGAAGAGGCAUACAUUGCUGGGUAUGCGACGAGAAUGCAAGAAAAAUGGAUGGAAUAAUGAGAACUGCUGUUGCAGAAUAUUUGCAGUUAGUUACCGGUGGAGAAUUCAUGGCAAAAAAGGUCAAUCUUCCAGGAGACAAACUCCAUCAUUCUAUUAGCCGUGCCGUUCAAAUAAUAAAACCCACGUUCGAGGAGUUGUGUGUGAUAGAACAAGACAUGCUGGGCACAGGGCUUGGUGUUAGGAAGUUCUUGUCUAUAAUACCUGAAUCAACCUGGAAAUCUGACUUGAAAGCCUUGUUUGACAAAUGUAAAACUAGUCAAGAGCGAUGGCAGGCAUUCCUUAAAUAUUACGAGAAUCAAAAGCCCUUGGCUGCAAAAGGAUGGCGCCAGUCCAAUUUCUUGGUAGAAGAAAUCAUGCUACAGUACUGUUAUCCGAGAUUGGACAUCAACGUCAGUAAAGGCCUAAACCAUCUACUGAAAGCUCCCUUCUGCAUCCACCCAAAAACCGGCAAUGUCUGCGUACCAUUUAAUCCAAAAGUCGUGGAAAAAUUCGAUCCCUUCAACGUCCCCACCAUAGAUAAAGUGUUCGAAGAAAUAAACGAGUACGAUGCUAAGGAGAAGGCCUUGAACAAGGAGUACGUCCCUAACGCCAGGAUCAAGGGGUACAAGAAGACCAGCCUCAACAAACAUAUCCACAUUUUCCAAGAGUUCCUAUGGAAGAUGGAAGAGUCCCAAAAGGGCCAGAAAAUCAUUAAAAGUGACAUGACGAUGGAGUUCUAGAGCAGCCUCAACCCCUGGGAAAGCUCAUCGGAGCAUCAUUCAUCUUACCAUUGCUGUACAUACCCUUCGCGAAACCAAGAAAGUAAAGUACCUAAACUCAUUUUUAGGUCUAAUAGACGCAGAAAAAUGUACAAUUCAACUGAUUUUUAGGUCCAAUAAACGCAGAAAAAUGUACAA